AAAAAUUAUUAUUAUUAUUAUUAUUGUUUUUAAUUUUUUGGGUGCGACCAUUUCAAAGCGAGCUUCUCGCAAAGCCCGAGCCAAUCUCUAUUCUCCUGGAGAGAGAGAGAGAAAUGAGUAUGGCGAUGGUAGAUAACAUUGUUGGUCUUCUUCUUCUCCUUAUGCUGAUUCUGAUUCUCAUCUUGGUCUUCUUAAUCACCUGUAAACCAUGGCGUUUCUUCUUUUCUCCUUCUCGCACCAUUAAGGUUGGAGAUCUUGAGAGGCCCCUUGUCUCAGAUGUUGCAGAUCAGACACCAAAUCCAAGUAACGAAUUGCCAAGAGAUUAUGACCUAGAGGGAGCAUGUUACCAGAACGAAGGACAUUUCCGCUCUCCUCGAACAUAUGGACUUGUUCACAAGUCAAGGGUGACCACUACAGCUCCCAAUUUGGUUCAAGGUGAUAGCUUGGUUCUAGAUGUAAUUUCUGACCAUUCUGAAGAUGUUUCGAUUGGCCAGACUCUUAAACGUCCAAUUUUGAAACAUCAGUUGUUGGCUGAAAAGAGCCCUGUUAAAGAGAGUUUAGAGCAUGAAAUUUUUCCAGAACAUGUCUCAAAGGAUGUUACUGAUCAAAUUAGCUGCCUUAUCCUGGAGGUCAUUUCUGGCCCUUCUCGUGGAUUACGCCACUCUGUACUUUCAACAAAUUCAAAGAGGCUUCCUCUAACUCUUGGAAGAAUUUCUCCAAGUGACAUUCUGAUAAGGGAUUCAGAGGUGUCAGGGAAGCAUGCAAUGAUAAACUGGAAUUUGAAUGAUUCGAGAUGGGAACUGAGGGACAUGGGUAGUCUUAAUGGAACACUUUUGAAUUCGGAACCAAUUAAUCAUCCUGAUAUUGGAAGUAGACACUGGGGUGAACCAGUUGUGGUUGUAAGUGGAGACGUAAUAACUCUUGGAACAGCUUCAAGAAUAUAUGUUCAUAUUAAGUCACAGAAGGAAUGUGAGAUCCCCUUUGGAGUUGGUGUGGCUGCAGAUCCCAUGGCUUUGCGUCGCGGAGGAAGGAAGUUUCCUAUGGAAGAUGUAUGCUUUUAUCACUGGCCUCUUCCUGGGAUUAAUCAGUUUGGACUUUUUGGUAUUUGUGAUGGACAUGGUGGAGCAGAUGCUGCGAAAUUUGCUAGCAAAGUGCUUCCUGAGACCAUUGCAACUAUUUUGUCUGACUCCCAAAAAAGGGAGAAGGUUUUAUCACUGUGUGAUGCUUCAGAAGUUCUUAGAGAUGCAUUUUUUCAGACAGAAUCAUCCAUGGAUUACCAUUAUGAGGGUUGUACUGCAACAGUGCUUCUGGUAUGGGCUGAUGGUGCUGAAAAUUUCUUUGCCCAAUGUGCAAAUGUGGGGGACUCAGCAUGUGUUAUUAAUGAUGCGGAUGGGAAGCAGAUUAAGAUGACAGAAGACCAUAGAGUAGUUAGUCCUACUGAAAGACUCAGGAUGGAACAAAGAGGAGAGCCACUGAGAGAUGGGGAAACGCGGUUAUGCGGUUUGAAUCUUGCUAGGAUGCUUGGAGACAAGUUUCUUAAAGAGCAAGAUGCUCGGUUCAGUUCGGAACCAUUUGUAAGUAGAGCUGUGCGUAUUGAUCGAGCCAACGGGGCAUUUGCGCUAUUAGCAAGUGAUGGUCUGUGGGAUGUCAUUACCACCAAGAAAGCUUUUCAGCUGGUCCUUCAGUUUAGGGAGCGAUGCUGCUCGGUUAUGGAGAGUUCUGCUGAGAAGAUUGCUAAUUUUUUAUUGAAUGAAGCAAGAACAAUGCGAACAAAGGAUAACACCUCUGUAUUAUUUUUAGAUUUUGAGAACUGGAGCAGGACCUCAUGUAAAGAUGAACCUUAAAAAUGUGGAAAGAAAGAGAUAAAAGAGUAAUACACAGUGAGAUAUCUUCUUAGAAGAUAUUGUUUAGUUUA
This is a messenger RNA of Cannabis sativa, 1915 nucleotides long. RefSeq names its product protein phosphatase 2C 70. The record is from RefSeq and is a predicted model, not a curated record. Bases 114 to 1844 code for a protein of 576 amino acids. Gene Ontology annotation, molecular function: protein binding; cation binding; protein serine/threonine phosphatase activity. NCBI's taxonomy places the organism in Eukaryota, Viridiplantae, Streptophyta, Magnoliopsida, Rosales, Cannabaceae. Gene Ontology annotation, biological process: protein dephosphorylation. The transcript has 13 exons.